Messenger RNA from Saccostrea echinata, 1288 nucleotides. Its product is annotated as hyaluronidase-1-like. NCBI's taxonomy places the organism in Eukaryota, Metazoa, Mollusca, Bivalvia, Ostreida, Ostreidae. The transcript has 5 exons. Gene Ontology annotation, molecular function: hyalurononglucosaminidase activity. The record is from RefSeq and is a predicted model, not a curated record. The coding region runs from base 15 to 1241 and encodes 408 amino acids. Gene Ontology annotation, biological process: carbohydrate metabolic process; hyaluronan catabolic process.
AUGUCUCUGAUAAGAUGUAUGAAACACUUAUCAUUACCUUAAUUUACAUCUCAUUUUUGUUUUUCGUAAGCAAGUUAACAGAAGAAAACCAAAAAUUUACCGUUGUUUGGAAUGUGCCCUCGGAAAUUUGUUAUAAAAAGUACAAUAUUGAUCUUAACCUAUCAAACUUCAGAAUCAUCACAAACAAGGAUACCUCCUUCAGAGGAGAAGAAAUAGUUUUAUUUUAUGAACCACUUCCGGGAUUGUAUCCAAAGUAUUUUACUAAUGGGUCGGCAUUAAAUGGAGGGAUUCCGCAAAAAGUUCCAUUCAAAGAACACCUCAGAAAGGCAGCAGAGGACAUUGAAGUUCUUGUUCCUUCUAAACACUUUGAUGGAAAAGGAGUAAUUGACUGGGAGAGCUGGCGACCAAUUUACGAAAGAAAUUCAUAUGAACCAGAUAAAUUGAUUUAUAUGAAGGAAUCGAAGAAACUAGUGCAGACAUUGCAUCCAACGUGGAACUCUUCAAUGGUGGACAAAAUGGCGAAGCAAAUGUUCGAAGAGUCAGCCAGAGAGUUGAUGGAAAAUACGUUGAGAAAAGCCAUAGAAUUACGCCCAAAUGGCUUAUGGGGUUUCUAUGGAUUUCCAAGAUGUUUUAACUAUGAGAUUGACGAAGGUUCCUGUCAGAACGAUACCAUUCACUACAAUGAUCAAUUGAAAUGGUUAUUCAGUGCCAGUACAGCUUUAUAUCCAUCUAUCUAUCUGUCCUCAAAAUUUCCCUCAUCCUCCAGUCGUCAGAAGAGAGUGCAGGGAAUUCUAAACGAAACUUUACGAGUUCGUGCACAUUAUUCGACUAUCAAUACUCCAAUUUACUCUUACAGUACAUACAGAUUCACGGACACUAACAAAUUUUAUCUUGUGGAAGACCUCAUAACUACCGUAGGCCAAUCAUUCGAUGCAGGAAUGGAUGGGGUAUUGUUAUGGGACACUAGCAAGAACUUUAAGACGCAGGAAAAUUGUGAGUCUCUCCAAGAAUACAUUAAGUCAACAUUUGGCCCACUCGUGAAAUCAAUAGUUGAUUUUGCUGAAAAAUGUAGUGCUGUGUUGUGCAAAGGUCAUGGUAAAUGUGUACGUAAUUCAUGGAUAUCAACUUCCGGAUUACAGGUAUUGACCCAGAGAAAGGUGUUUGAAUUUGAAAAUUACAAGUGCCGUUGUAUUUCUGGAUGGGAGGGUACCCAUUGUGAGAAACCCAUCAACAUAUUUUGAAAAUUAAAACUUUGUCGUAAAACUUAAAACUUACUACAACAUUGUCA